This is a messenger RNA of Oryza sativa Japonica Group (Japanese rice), 1226 nucleotides long. Its product is annotated as adenylyl-sulfate kinase 3. Gene Ontology annotation, molecular function: adenylylsulfate kinase activity; ATP binding. Lineage: Eukaryota; Viridiplantae; Streptophyta; Magnoliopsida; Poales; Poaceae. The record is from RefSeq and is a predicted model, not a curated record. Gene Ontology annotation, biological process: sulfate assimilation.
AAUUUUAUAUAAUUAAGGCAGGGCAUUCGUGCACAUAGCACUCGCCGCCGGUCACCAGUCACCACCCAUGCUUGCCAGGGAUCUCCCCAUCCCGUGCUCCGGCGCCGGCGGCCGCCGUGCACCGGCGGCUGCUGCCGAUGGCCGCCUCGCCGGAGGGGUACUGAGGCCACCGUGGGGAGGAGUAGCUGCCGGCGUGAGGCUCGUCGCAGCGGCGAGGCCAAUGAGCGUCGUGACGGCGGCGGCGGCCGGAAGCAGCUGGGACAGGAAGGCUGGCCGGUCGGAGGCGGCCGUGCCGGCGGCGGCGCCGGUCGACGGGAAGGACGACGACGAUGUGUUGCCAGUUUUAAACAAGCUCAUGACCUCAACUGUCGGUAAAUCAACAAACAUCCGAUGGCAUGACUGCCCAGUAAACCAGCUUGACAGACAAAAGUUGCUGAACCAGAAGGGCUGUGUUGUUUGGAUCACUGGCCUAAGUGGUUCAGGAAAAAGCACCCUUGCAUGUGCACUGAGCCGUGAGCUGCACUCAAGAGGGCAUCUGACCUAUGUUCUUGACGGCGACAAUCUCCGGCACGGCCUGAACAAAGAUCUCAGCUUCAAAGCCAAGGAUCGUGCCGAAAAUAUACGCAGAGUUGGAGAAGUGGCAAAGCUGUUUGCAGAUGCUGGAUUGAUCUGCAUUACUAGUUUGAUAUCACCCUAUAAGAGUGAUCGAAGCGCCUGCCGCAAAUUACUACCCAAUUCUUCGUUCAUUGAGGUGUUCCUGAAUGUCCCACUUGAAGUAUGUGAAGAAAGGGAUCCAAAAGGCCUGUACAAGCUUGCUCGUGCCGGCAAAAUCAAAGGCUUUACGGGAAUAGAUGAUCCUUAUGAAACACCUUCAGAUUGUGAGAUUGUGAUACAGUGCAAAGUUGGGGACUGCCCUUCACCUAAAUCAAUGGCUGAUCAAGUAGUGUCAUAUCUUGAAGCCAAUGGAUUCUUUCAGAACUAGAGAGUUGAAUGAUUGUGAAUUUGUCCAUGUACCUCCAGAUGCUGUAGCAAAGUCAGGCCCUUUUGAAAAAUAGCACUUGCUUCCUGUGUUUGCGAGUUACUUUCCCCGCUAUUAUUUUGGAAUAAACAUUUUCUAUCAGCACAUCUGUAUUUACAAUGCUGAACUGAAAUGUUUGUACCCACAAAGAAUUGUUAUUGAACCUGUACAAGAGGAAUAAAACUAGUCUGUAUGAAUUCAUUGUUCA